UGUCGUGGAGGGGCUGAACACACGCGUCCUAUCUAAAUCCGCCAAUUUGAUAAGGGAACUGUGACCAGCUAGAUGGCAUGCAUAUUGCAUUCAACCGGGAUUUCACGUACAGAACAGUUGAUAAGCAAUAAGAGGUGAAAGAAACGAAUGAUGGUGUCCUGAGAGAGCUGUGAGGAGGCUGCUGGCUGAGAUCGCGUGGACGUCAAGAUGACGCCAUUCAUGCACUAUGCACUUUCUUUGUCCCUGCUUGUCCUGACGAAUCUCAUGCAACUAUCCCGACCUCAGAAACUAGACCACCAGUCCGACGUCACCAAGACAAACUUCCCUAUGCUCUUCUUUGAAGCACGUGACAUUGUAAAGUACCGCAUUGCAGCCAACACCACACACCAGGAUAUCACCAAAGACCUAAAAAGAGCGCGCGACGAUUUCCUCCAGAAACCGUCAUUAUUCAUUCCACCCGUCUCACAUGAGUUGUUCGGGUCCCGCUGGAAUGAGAGAUACGGGAACAAUCUGCCGGUAAUGGCGUUCUACUGCUUGCUGUAUCCGGAGGAUGAGAAGGCUUUCAAGUUCGUUGAGGUGUCCAUGGAUAGGAUGGCAAGUUACCCGAACUGGUUGGUCGCAUCUGCCCCGACGGACGAGGUCCCAGUCUCACAUUCACUGCUUGGAUUCGCAACCGCGUAUGACUUCUUAUUCCCGCGGUUUGGGCGCAAAAAGCAACAACUGUACACGAAUAAAAUUCUAACAGUGACGAAGGGGCUGUAUCAUGCGUCUUUUAGUCGCUGGUGGGGACAUAGCUACAUUCAAAAUCAUGUUGCCACCAACCUCUUGGCGCUGUUAGUUGGAGGUUUGGUCUCAAAGCCGCAUGACGCGAAGGCAAGUGUGUGGAUUAAGAGAGCCGUCGGGCAAUUUGAGAGGACGAUGUUCCUACUCAAUCAAGUCAAAGACGGGUCUCUGAAUGAGGCAGUGUCCUAUGGGUCUUACACGAUGCGCUCCUUGUCUCAGUACGCUCAUAUCGUGAGCAGACAUUUCGGAAUCUCACAUUUCCAGAGUCCAUGGCUGCAGGAGCAUUUCUGGUUUUAUUACGCCACGACUCUACCGGGAUACUACAGGAGUGUUGGGAUAGCGGACUCGUGCGCUGGUUGGUGGUAUGGCCCAGAGAGUCAGCUGGUCUUCCUUGACCGUUUCGUCAUGAGGAACGGGAGUGGGAAUUGGUUAGCUAAAGCUAUCAGGGAGAAUAAGGCGAAGCAUCCGUAUCUUCUACCGGGACCAAGUCAAAUGUAUUCAACACUCCACACAGAGUUCAUCUGGUAUGACCCUACUUUGGGAGCGACGCCUCCUCUCGCCCAUGGGGAAAAUACACUGCACGUUUUUUCCGACUGGGGCGUGGUAACCUAUGGUUACAGCACGGACCUCAGUCCCGUAUCUACAUUUCUGUCUUUCAAAUCUGGAAAGAAACAUGGGACAGCCGUGUACGACAUGGCCCACGGACUGACAAGACGCCCACCUUGGUUGAGCGAGGGAUGGCGCAACUUCAACCCGGGACAUGAACACCCUGAUCAGAACUCGUUCACAUUUUCUCCAAAUGGUGUACCAUUCAUAACAGAGGGUCUUUACGCAAAUAAGUUCACUUACUUGGAUAACGUUUUAAUGUUUCACCCCAGUGAUAGUAGUUCCUGCACGCCGUCAUGGGGAGGACAGGCCGGUGAUUGUGGUAAAUGGUUGGGCUUGCAGGACGAAGACUCCAAACAUGCACGAGGGGAGAUCCUAUCAGUGAAGCAGAAAGACAACACCGUCUACUUGGAGGGAGAGGCUGCCAAGUCCUAUCCAAGCAAGAUGGGAUUACUGAGCUGGCGGCGACACCUGGUCCUGCUGAACCCAGACGCUUUACUCGUCAUUGACAAUGUGAGGUUAACAAGAGGAAGCAACCUCACACAUGCUAGUGCUUUCUUUAACAAUUACCAAUACAAGUUCAAUAAAACCUUAGGAAAUGGUUUUCAUUUGAACUUGACAGAAGGAAGAUAUCAAGCAGUUUACACCACAGGGCAAGGUCAGACCCCCACGGUUCAUUUUUCGUACAUCCGAACAGAGGACUUCAGGAGGACAGUCUCGAAUGCCAAUGUGACAUUCGAACUUGAAGGCAACUCAACUUGGAUUGCAUUUGUACUAUCAUCUCCUAGAUUCAAGGCUUCGAACUUGCAUUUCAACUUGGUGGAUCCAAAGAAAGUUACAUUAAAACUAUCAUCAAGGAUAAAUUCAUACACUUUGAAUAUAGAGAGGGGAAAAUCUGACCUUCUCGGAAGUCAGUUUUCUGUGGAAGUGAGCACAACUUUUAGCAAGUUGUCGAAAAUAGGUCGGGGUUGUGACACACCUUUGGUGGCUAUUGUUGGCAUAAAUGUGACGUUGUUAUUGAUGGUUUGCCUUCUCUUUAGAAAGAGACGGUUCACAAUCAUCAGGUUGGUGUGUCUACUCAUUGUGUGCAUGUCUCAAGGUCUAAUUCUCACUUGCAAAUCGUGAAUAGAUUCAAACUACUACGGGCUUCUUGUUACUCAUCCAAGGCUUGUUUUCCUUUGUGAUCCAUGUUCUUUGGAGGCUCCUUCUCAGCCCAGCUGGGGACCAGAUGAGAUAGGGUCAUCAACACCAGUUCCUGACAAGUGUCUUCAUCACUUACUGAGAAUGUCUCUAUGACUAGACUACAUAUAUUCUUAUACUGUGUGGACGCUACUUUAAUAUCUAGAGAGCCUGUACAAAAGGCCUAUAUUACACGCUAUAGGCCUAUGUGAAACAGACGCACCAAAACCGGCUGAAUAAGUGUCAACAGUAUAUCAGUAGCCCACAUUUGAUUACCACUGCACCGGCUGUGGCAGGCUCCAUCGCUAUCAAAGGUGUAAUGUUAUGAAAGUAUGCGUAGGUAAUACAUGUAAGCCUCCAACAGCUAA
This is a messenger RNA of Lineus longissimus, 2936 nucleotides long. Its product is annotated as dermatan-sulfate epimerase-like protein. The record is from RefSeq and is a predicted model, not a curated record. Gene Ontology annotation, molecular function: chondroitin-glucuronate 5-epimerase activity. NCBI's taxonomy places the organism in Eukaryota, Metazoa, Nemertea, Pilidiophora, Heteronemertea, Lineidae. The transcript is spliced from 2 exons. Bases 208 to 2514 code for a protein of 768 amino acids.